Oncorhynchus kisutch (coho salmon) is the source of this 4748-nucleotide messenger RNA. Its product is annotated as exocyst complex component 3-like protein 4. Gene Ontology annotation, molecular function: SNARE binding. Gene Ontology annotation, biological process: exocytosis; exocyst localization. The record is from RefSeq and is a predicted model, not a curated record. The transcript is spliced from 14 exons. The coding region runs from base 1368 to 4061 and encodes 897 amino acids. NCBI's taxonomy places the organism in Eukaryota, Metazoa, Chordata, Actinopteri, Salmoniformes, Salmonidae. Gene Ontology annotation, cellular component: exocyst.
CAAAUGCUGAUGCUCCAGAUACUCAACUAGUCUAAAGAAGGCCAGUUUUAUUGCUUCUUUAAUCAGAACAACAGUUUUCAGCUGUGCUAACAUAAUUUCAAAAUGGUUUUCAAAAUCAAUUAUCUUUUUAAAAUUAUAAACUUGGAUUAGCUAACACAACGUGCCAUUGGAACACGGGAGUGAUGGUUGAUGAUAAUGGGCCUCGGUACGCCUAUGUAGAUAUUCCAUAUAAAAUCAGCCAUUUCCAGCUACAGUAGUCUUUUACAACAUUAGCAAUGUCUACACUGUAUUUCUGAUCAAUUUGAUGUUAUUUUAAUGGACAAAAAAAUGUGCUUUUCUUUCAAAGACAAGGACCACAAACUUUUGAAAAAUAAUGUAUGUCACUCCCUUUGGUUCUUUCCCUAGGCAUUAUUGUUUCUGUUCCUGUGACUCUGUUUGUGUUCCAUGUCUGUACACUGCUUGUAUUUCUUGUUUUGUUCCAUGCUCGUUUAUUUAUUAAAUUAUUCACUCCCUGUAUUUGCUUCCCGACUCCUCCCAUCGUACACGUUAGAGAGUAACACCUCACCAAAGUGGAGCAUCAGGGAUUUACAUUUUUUUUUUGUGAGUGUGGGUGACGUCGGGUCUGGGUGCCGCAACCGGGGAUGCCUCAGCUGGCUCGACCGGUUUCCAUGCCUCAGCAGUUUCAUCAGGUUUACAAGAUGUGGUUGGCUCGGCAGUCUCCAACUCCUCAGCCAGGUCGGCAGGCUCCCGUGCCUCAGAAGAAGCAACCGGCCCGCUCCUUGUCCUCGGGACCGUCCUUCUGGUCAGCGUCCUGCGGCUAGAGCCGCGCAUCGGGGAGGGGGUACUGUCACAUACACUCCCUCUCCGGCAUUCGAGGUCGUCAGGCUGCUCAUUAUUACGCACACCUGUCACCGCCAUUACGCGCAUCAGCGCCUCAUCAGACUCACCUGGACUCACUCACCUGCCUGAUGACCUUCCCUAUAUAUGUCACUCCCUUUGGUUCUUUCCCGAGGCGUUAUUGUUUCUGUUCCUGUUCCUCUGUUUGUGGUCCAUGUCUGUACACUGCUCAGGUUUCUUGUUUUGUUCCAUGUUCAUUUAUUAAUUAAAUUAUUCACUCCCUGUCAUUGCUUCCCGACUCCCAGUGUACACGUUAUACUGUUCCUGUCCCUCUUACCUUCAAGAGAAAAUAGCAUGUUGUCUGUAAACAGAAGCUGUUCCUGCUGACUGCUGAGACAGUCACCAAAAGCUACAGGCACUUUUAACAACACAUUCCACAGACACGGCCUUACCUGACUCAAGAGAUUAAUUUUUUAGAGACAUUUUUCAUCUUUCCCCUACAUUUUUAUUUUAGUAACAAGGGACAUUCAAUGGCAAGCGGUGAUCAGAUGGCAGAGAUUGGGGAACCUGGGGACAUGGAGGAGGUCAAUGAAGCUCAGGGUCUAGAGGACGGAUCUUCCCUCAAAUCCACCAUGGAGAGGAAUGGGAAGACUCAACCCGACGGUCCGGUGAAGGAGAAGAAACUGGGGAUGAUGAAGCAAUUCAGGGAGAGCAUGAAGCGGGUUGGAGAGAGGAGUCCUCUGGCCUCAAACAGCAAAGGGUCAAAGGACAGACCCUAUUCAGACCAGGGGGGGGACAGUAUUGACCCUGAAGUGACAUCUCUGACCCAUCAGCUGCCGCCCACUCACUCACCAAGUUUGAGUGCUGGGUCUCCUGUGGCCUCUCCCCUGAAGAGUCCAGGUGAGUUUUUUCAAAGGAAGGAGGGAGAAGAGAGUGCAGAAGAUUCACCACCAUCCCAGAAAAAACACUCCAGAACACACUCAGACCCAUCAACCAUUGGGGACUCUCUUCUGAAGAAGGGGGCUUCCAUUCGACGGAGUUUGCGACUUGUGGGGAAUAAGAAGGACAAGACCCUCAAACAGGAGACGCUCCAGUCUGUCACUGAGAUCACAGUGGAGGAGAAGAGGGAGAAGAAGAAAGAAGAGAUCAAUGAGUCAUACAUACUCCCAGAGAUACCCCUCAUACCCCCCUCAGACCCAUCAACCAUUGGGGACUCUCUUCUGAAGAAGGGGGCUUCCAUUCGACGGAGUUUUCGACUUGUGGGGAAUAAGAAGGACAAGACCCUCAAACAGGAGCAGCUCCAGUCUGUCACUGAGAUCACAGUGGAGGAGAAGAGAGCGGGGGAGGAGAGCGUAGAGAUCAAAGAGUCAUACAUACUCCCAGAGAUACCCCUCACACCCCUCUCAGUGAUGCAGAUCAACGAGCUGAUUAAGACUGAGGUGCUGGAGGAGGCCCACCUGAACCUCCUCUCCCUAUGCCAGGAGUUCCAGCGGGAGAGGGAUGAGUGCAGGGAGGAGGCCUCCCCCAUGGAGCUGGCAAAGAAGGAGAAGGACCUGAGCAUCCUUUACAGAGCCAUGCAGGAAAAGGUGAAGGAGAUAGUGCGCAACUCCAACAGCCUUCCCUCCCUCAACAAGGAGCUCCUGAUGCAUGUGGCCCGUGUCAUCCAGGAGGAGGAGAAGAGGGAGGCAGAGCCUGGGGGCGUGGUUGGGCUAGGGGACUGGCGGGGUGCCUGGAGGGAGGCUGUGAGCGAGGGGGUUGAGGCAACAUUGAAGAGAGUUCCUCUGGACAGGCCCGAGCAGAAUGCCUCCUGGCUGGCUAUCCACCUGGGUCUGCUGGGCAAGGCCAUCGUAGAAGACUUGGAGAAGGUGAAGAGAGAGCUGCAGGGCUCUUACCCACCCAGCUUCAACGUGUUCAGCACCUACAUGAGCUGUUACCAUGGUGCUGUCAGCCAGCACCUGAACACGCUUCAGCAGCAGGUGACAGAUCUGAAGGACUACUACGCCCUGCUGGACUGGAUCAUCAAUCGCUAUGAGAGUGAGAAGAUAAUGAGCAGUCCUUCAUUGAGACCAGAGAUGGAGGCUGAGAAAACAGGCCUCUCACUGGAGGAGGGCUUCCUGGACCAGCUCAAGGGGAAGUACUGCAUGCGGGCUAAGGAGGACAUGAGAGCUUCGCUGGAUAAAAUAUUAGAGCUUGAAAAUGAGGACAUUUGGAUAAAGAAACAGGCACCAGAGACCGAUGAUGAACACUUCUUGAACUCUGACAUACACAUGGAUAUUUGGACGAAUGUUAAGAGCAAUGCUGUUAACUCCAAGAGGAUUGAUGUGAACCUGGAGAUGAGAGUAGUCUGUUCCUGCCUAGAAGAGUUACAGCAGUUUCCCAAACGAUUUGAGACUAAAUUAACGUACUGCUGUAACAGUGUGGAAAACCCUUCACUUUGGGCUGACUAUCAGAUAACCUACAUCAACAGCUUUACAGCUCUUAUGGAGCAUAUGGAGGGCUACAGGGAGAGCUGCCCAACACAGGUGGACCAUCUCAGCAGAGAGGUGGAUGGCCUGGUCCAUAGACUGGUCCAGAGCCUGGAGGACCAGUUUAAAAAUGAUGUUAGGCCCUACCUCAGGAGAAUGAUGACGAGGAAGUGGCUCUCCACAGAUGAGGACUUCCAACAGCUGUAUAGCAGGACAGAGAAGCUGACCCAUCGCUGUUCACAAAUGAGACCUCCAUAUGUACAGACCUUUUUGAGCUGCUUGCACUACUACGUGGUGAAAGAGUAUGUCUCCCAGCUGAUGAAAAACAACUACUCCUGUAAGAACAGGAAGCAUGACAAAGCCGCCACCAAGAUGAGGGCGCAGUGGAAUAAACUCAAGGAUCUGUUUGAGGAAAUGACAACCCAUGACUGGCUCCACCCAGUAGGAGACCACCUGAGUAACAUCAUUGGGGAAACAAACAAGAGGGACAUAAAGAACCACCUGGAACUUUUAGUUGCUGACUACCCAGACAUCAGUAAGAAGCACCUGUCGGCUGUGCUGUACUUCAGGGGCUUGAUGCGGGGCAGGGAGAGACAGGUGAUCCUGCAGCGUCUCACUGAGCUGAAGAGGGAACUGGGAACCGCAGGGAACAUUGGAGAUAAUAGAAGAGCCCUCUUCAGUGAUAUGCAGGUCACAGUCACCAAUACAGACCGUCUGGCUGACAUUCCGUUCUUCUGCUUCCUCCUCCCAGACAGCUAAUAAACGGACCUAGAUACAGGAGCCUACGACAGAGAUGAUAACCUAACCAAACUGUCUGAGAAAAAUAACAUACUGUAUCACAAGUAGGAUCACCUCGCACAAAUCAAACUGAGAAUAAUGAUUCAUGUAAUCAAAGGGAUGCUUUAAGACACCUCGUUUGUUUCCUAUCAUGUAUUGUUACUACAGCCCACUGUCGCAAAAAGAAGCUUAGGACACAUAUAAUAAUGGGGCUGAUUUGCUAAAUUAAGGAACAGCUUUAAUAUAGCAGAUUGUGGCUUCCCUCAAUGUAAUUGUCUGCAUUUCCAAUCCCCCAUAUCUUUAUUUGUAAAUAUGUCUAUUAAAAUAUAUAUAUAUAUAUAUAUUUUCCCCUAACCCUACCAUCCCUCCCCUAAUUGGCAUAAACUAAUGGACAACAACACUUAGGCUUCUACUUCCAGCUUAUACAUGCUAUAUACAUUUUACGGACACAGUAUAUUUUACAAUAGUUAUCUUUUUGUUUUUAGUCCCAUCCUUCAGCUCCACUAAACCCUUCCCAUCGAUCUCUGAACACCAUCCUGUUUUGCCAUAUAUUGAACACCAUUUCAUUUGCCAUAUAUUUUUGAACUGUGCUGGGAUGUUUCACACAACUUCUGAACCUUUCUAUUCUCAUAGAUUCUACAUAUUGUAAAUAAAUAAAUACUAAUUUGU